This is a messenger RNA of Myxocyprinus asiaticus (Chinese sucker), 3020 nucleotides long. RefSeq names its product nuclear receptor subfamily 4 group A member 1-like. The transcript has 7 exons. NCBI's taxonomy places the organism in Eukaryota, Metazoa, Chordata, Actinopteri, Cypriniformes, Catostomidae. Gene Ontology annotation, biological process: cellular response to corticotropin-releasing hormone stimulus; regulation of transcription by RNA polymerase II. Gene Ontology annotation, molecular function: nuclear glucocorticoid receptor binding; RNA polymerase II cis-regulatory region sequence-specific DNA binding; nuclear receptor activity. Gene Ontology annotation, cellular component: nucleus; transcription regulator complex. The record is from RefSeq and is a predicted model, not a curated record. The coding region runs from base 139 to 1860 and encodes 573 amino acids.
AAAUUAGUCGGUAUAUAUCUGCUCGCCUGACACAAAUCUGAGAAAGCCGUCUAGUCGUGGCUGGGGACGUUAUACAUGGUUAUCAAUCACUUGGAAUACGGACGCUUACAAGUCCCGCACCGCAAUUUAUAAUCGGCAAUGACCUGUGUUCAAAGUCAACAUGGAGUCCAGACCUAUGAGAGCUCCAUCUUCAGCUCAGAGAUUCUGAAUCCUGACUUCACCUCCAGGUUGGCCAUGGAUGUAACUGACCAGCGGGACCAGCUCUCUACGCCCUCCCUACCCAGCAUCACCUCUCUAGUCGGAGGCUACGUGGGCGAGUUUGACACCUACACCUGCCAGAUUGCCACAGGUGCUGCAUCUAAUUUUGCAGGCGUCACUUCGGGACAGGACUCCUCAUUCAAGCUGGAUGACCUCCAUGUUUACGGCUGCUACCCAGGCACAUUCGCUAUGAGUUACCUGGAUGAGACAUUGUCCUCCUCGGGUGGGUCAAACUGCUUUGGAAGUCCAGCCUCUGCUCCAUCACCCUCCACCCCUGGGUUCCAACCCAUGUCGACCUGGGACAGCACCUAUGGUCCCUGCUCCCCAGAUGAUGGCUGCUGGGCUUCCGAGACGACACCUCUGGCUCAGACUCCCUCUUACUUCACUUUUGGGCAUGUCACAGCCAAUGAACUUUCCCCUUUGGGCCAACUGCAGCCUCAGCUCCCAGAUCAGGACCCAUUCUCUCAUACCCCGCAGCACGGUUCUCCUCUUUCCUUCAGUCCGCUCGACCUGGAGCAGGGCAGUCGGGAUGGGUCAGCACUGAUGAACGGACACCUGUCCCCUAAAGUUAGAAGCCCCGCAGGAAAUGAGGGACGCUGUGCAGUGUGUGGAGACAACGCUUCCUGUCAGCAUUAUGGGGUGCGCACCUGUGAAGGAUGUAAGGGCUUUUUCAAGCGUACAGUACAGAAAAAUGCCAAAUAUGUGUGCCUUGCCAAUAAAGACUGCCCAGUGGACAAAAGGCGACGAAACAGAUGCCAGUUCUGCCGCUUUCAAAAGUGCCUAGCUGUAGGAAUGGUAAAAGAAGUUGUGAGAACAGACAACCUGAAAGGUAGAAGGGGUCGUCUGCCGUCCAAGCCAAAAGUUGUCCAAGACUCUGUCUACUCCCCUGUAAACAUUAUCGCCUCUCUCGUCACUGCCCAUAUUGACUCAAACCCUGCCAGUGGAAAUCUAGACUACUCAAAGUAUCAGGAAACAAUAUCUGUAUUGUCUGAGAAGGAGGAUGCCAACGACAUACAGCAGUUUUAUGACCUGCUAACAGGAUCAAUGGAUGUAAUCAGAAAGUGGGCUGGAAACAUCCCUGGAUUCAGUGCCUUCUGUAAGGAGGACCAAGAGCUUCUUCUGGAGUCAGCAUUUGUUGAGCUCUUCAUACUUCGGCUAGCCUACAGGUCAAACCCUGAGACAGAAAAAAUUAUUUUCUGCAAUGGCGUGGUUCUCCACCGGACGCAGUGCGUACGAAGCUUUGGCGACUGGAUUGACUCAAUCAUGGAGUUCUCUCAAAGUUUACAUCGCUUGAACUUGGAUGUUUCGUCUUUCUCCUGCCUUGCCACGCUGGUCAUAAUCACAGAUCGACAUGGCCUAAAAGAGCCCAAACGGGUUGAGGACCUCCAAACACGUCUGAUCACAUGUCUCAGAGACCAGGUCUCCACAAGUGCCCCUGAAGCCACCCGGCCCAACUACCUGUCCCGACUGCUGAGCAAGCUUCCUGAGCUGAGAACACUGUGCACUCAGGGUCUCCAGCGAAUCUUCUACCUUAAACUGGAAGACUUGGUCCCACCUCCACCAAUUGUGGAUAAAAUCUUCAUGGACACAUUGCCAUUCUGAAUGGGCAUAUGAGGAUAUGUAUGUGGACAACCUAAGUGACUUAAACUGGUGAAAAAGCUGGAUAUGAGCAGUUUGAUGUUUGGGGAGCUUUAAGGACUGUAUCGCUUGCUUUUCUCUGCUUUCGUGCAAUGGAAUCAGAGAAAGAUGACAUUCUAUUUACACCCGCAUUUGGAACCUACAUUACAGAGUCUUCAACAGUGAAUUCAUUAAGACACUUAGUGGCUUCUAAACAAAAGAAAUGCAUGCAGAUAUUUCCAUACAAUCAGUAUUACACGUAUUAUCAGAGGUCAUAUUUCAAAUUUAAAAGCAUCCAAGUAUCUAACUUAACAUCCAAUUUCCCGUAAAACAUUACCUGUGGUUUAUGGGAGGUUAGAAAGGCGAUGGACCAAAACAGAAACGGAAAAAUAGAAACGGCAUUUACUUGGAUGCUUGAAGCUGAAAUGUGUCAUUUUUUCUAUGCCAGAAUACUUUCUCCUAUCCCGGUUUAAAAUGCAACAUAUUAAUAGACAUCUAUAAGUAAGCCAUUGGUAGGCCAGUUUCACCAGAGAUGGGGAUUGUUCAGGAAACCUGCAUAGAAAUUAUGCAUUUCAGCUUUAAAUUAUUAAGACAAAGCCAAAAAUGUGCCAGAACAUUAUCUCCUUAAACAUGCUCAGAAAUGUUUCAACCAUAGGCUUUGCAAUAAAAACUCAAAAACACUGAGUGCAGUCGAGGAAUGUGGUACACUGUUGUGGUAUGGCUAAUGUUUCAGACCUGUUUAGGUGACAAUACAGACCGAGAGACUUUAGCAUGUAAGUGUAUUAUAAGAAUCAGUAGUUUUUUAUGGAUUUUUCAUGAAUAUUUUUGAAAGGUCACAAGAGAUCCAGUGCAGCUACUGUACACGUAGCACGUACAGCCUCUAAACGUGAAAAUACUUAAGAGUGUUGUUACUGAAGCCUGACUUACUGUAGUUUAGUGUACUGGUCAAACCUUAGAGUAAUUAUAUUUGUAUGUAUGUAUUUUAUGAAUGUAUAGAUAUGGCUAGAGCUUCUGCAUACUGUAACUUUUUCUCACAAUGACAAAAUCAAGUUUGGGCAUUCAGAUUUUUAUGAUAUAAAAUGAAAGAUAUUGCUUAUCUUUCACUGAGUUUGUGCAGCUCUCAUAAAAUAUAUUUUGAAGAGAAA